Molecule: messenger RNA, 1909 nt
Organism: Pyrus x bretschneideri (Chinese white pear)
Lineage: Eukaryota; Viridiplantae; Streptophyta; Magnoliopsida; Rosales; Rosaceae
Product: E3 ubiquitin-protein ligase BRE1-like 2
Cellular component (GO): nucleus; HULC complex
Molecular function (GO): ubiquitin protein ligase activity
Source: RefSeq, a predicted model, not a curated record
AGCUAUAUGUUGUCCCAGGAUGAAGUGAAGGAUGACAAAUAUGUACUUUCAUCAAGACUGUACUCUAUGCUAAAUGAUCAACUCCAACAUUGGAAUACAGAAUUGGACCGAUACAAAGCAUUGACUGAUUCUUUGCAGGCUGACAGGACUCUUGUUGUGAGAAGGGAGAAGGACUUAAAUGUCAAAUUAGAGUUGGCAGAUGCAAUUAGGAAUCCCAUUGACAAUUCUGAUUCUAGGAUUGAAGAACUAGAACUUCAGCUGCAGAAGUGUAUAAUUGCAAAAAAUGACUUUGAGAUAAACAUGGAAGAAGCUGUCCAGGAUUCAGGAAGAAAGGACAUUAUAGCAGAGUUUCGUGUGAUGGCCUCAUCUUUGUGUAAAGAAAUGGGAAUGGUGGAAACUCAGUUGAAGCGGUGGAAGGAAACAGCUCAUGAAACACUUUGUUUAUGUGAUAAAGCCCAAUCAUUGAAAGCUUCAUCAAGUACAAAGACAAAUGAGCAAAAGAUCCUUGUGGACAAGUGUGGUGAACAGGUGAUAGAGAUAAAGUCUCUUAAGGCAUUGAUUGAGAAGUUGCAGAAGGAAAAACUGAAACUGAAAUUGUUUCGUGAGUGCUACGUGGGGGCAAUAGACUUGAUGGAAAUCAAGGAAUCAGAACGCAGAGCUUACUCUCAAGCUGAAAUGCUCAAGAAUGCAUUGGAUGAACAUAGUCUAGAGUUGAGGGUGAAAGCAGCCAAUGAAGCAGAAGCUGCUUGUCAGCAAAGGCUUUCUGCUACCGAAGCUGAAAUAACUGAAUUAAGUGCCAAACUUGAUGCAUUAGAGCGGGAUGUUAUGGAGCUUACUGAGGCUAUUGGAAUUAAAGACAAGGAGGCAGAGGCUUAUAUAUCUGAAAUUGAGACCAUUGGUCAGGCAUGAGAUAUGCAGAUGCAAAAUCAGCAUCUGUUGCAGCAGGUGACUGAGAGGGAUGACUACAAUAUCAAGCUUGUUUCUGAGAGUGUGAAGGCAAAGCAAGCACAGAGCUUUGUAGUCUCCGAUAAGCAGGCAUUGGCGAAGCAACUUCAACAAGCAUCAUUAGAAUCUCUAAAAAUUAGAGUUUCCCAUGGUGAAGAGCAGAUGAAGGCUCUCCUGACAGAUGCCAUAAAAACUACUGAGGAAGAUAGGCAACUCGCAGUCAACGUGGAAACUGUCAAGUGGGAAUUGGCUGAUUCUGAGGAGUUGCAGUGGUUGAAAUCUGCCUUUGCAUCUUCUGAGAAGGAACAUGUGCAUAUUGAAAAGGAUAUUGAUGACGUCCGAUUGGAAUUAGAGAAUGAGAGAAGCUCAAGGAAGAACCUUGAGGAAGAACUCGGGGAAUUGAACAGCAUAAUUGCUGAGAUGAGUUCUGAAACCGGAGAGGCUGCAAUACAGAAACUCCAAACUGAAAUAAAAUUCUGCGAAAAUAUUUUGCAGUGCAGUGUUUGUACAGAUAGGCCGAAUGAGGUGGUAAUCGUCAAGUGCUAUCAUCUAUUUUGCAAUUACUGCGUUCAAAAAAAUCUAGAGAUACGUCAUCGAAAGUGUCCUGCCUGUGGAACUCCGUUUGGUCAAAUUGACAUCCGGUUUGUAAAGAUAUGAAGAGAAGAGUUUCCGAUAUCCUGUAUUUAUGACCCUCUCUCGGCCCGCCUACCCUUUUUGAUCGCCAAGUAUCUUGUAUUAAACGGCAUAGAUUGUAGUUUUUCUUGCCGCGGUAGUCCCACGUCGGAACUGUGGCUUUAGUUGUAUAGGUUUUGUUCUGUAAAUGCGUUCGUUUCGUUUCAUGUUUCAGUAUUUGUUAUCCGUUAUCCAUUAUUUCCGAAUAACGUAGUUGAAAAGUAAGACAAAAGUGAAGAGGAAAGGCAUAAUGUUAAUUGCAUGUGCCAGAAAUUCUUUCCCUUUUUAUUUA